AUGUCGUGUUCUGCAAGUCGGUUGAUUGACAAGAAAAUAAACUUGUGUCACCAAGCACCGGAAACAGUACUAUACGCUUUAUGGGACUGUCCUGCAGCUCGUGAGGAGAUGGCAGAAGAAUUCUAUCAAGCGAAUCACAUGUAUUCAUGCUCAACUCAAGAGGGUAGUAGCCUGGUGGUGAAUUGGGAGAGGCCUCUUGCUCAAGGGCUGGGAGUUGUUAUUAGAGAUGAUCGUGGAGAGUUGAUUGCAGCAGCAGCCAAACCAGUGGGUGGCAUGUUUAUGCCCAAUGUUACUGAAUUAUUCGCAAUCAGAUUCGGCCUACAACUUGCUAUGGACUUGGGGUUGCAACAUAUACAAUUAGAGUUAGAUGCACAAGCAGCAAUACGGAUGGCUUUCCAAUGUGAUGCAGAUUUGGGCUACGAAGGAGUUUUAGUAAAUGAAAUUUAG
Molecule: messenger RNA, 447 nt
Organism: Prunus armeniaca (apricot)
Lineage: Eukaryota; Viridiplantae; Streptophyta; Magnoliopsida; Rosales; Rosaceae
Source: the annotation of a GenBank genome assembly